AUGGCCGCCCGCGCGACCAUCACCUUCUCGCAGCCGGGCGUGCAGCCGCCCGUCUAUGUCACCACCUCCCUGAACGACUGGACGCUGGUGCAGAUGCAGCCCCUGCACGACAAGACGGCGUCGGGCGACCUCAUCUUCAGCAGAGAGUUCACUGGCGUCGCUGAAGGCAGCCACCAGUACAAGAUCCGCGUCGGCGAGGACCAUUGGGUGCUGGACGAGUCGAAAGAAACCGCUGCCGUCGACCAGGGCAUUCGCAACAACCUUGUCCACGUCAGGCCUGCCAGCGAGAGCACCUCCCUGCGCCCAGCGUCCGAAGCUACCACCAACACAGCCGCCCUAGAGACUUCCCCCGGGAAUCCCUCAAAGAUGCCCGAGGACCGCAAAGACAGUACAAUAAACCAGGAGCAGCUAGCUUACGAUCAAACCCACUACGCCCAUCUGCCUGAACAUGUUGCUAAACGCGCUGCCGACUCAGAACCUGGCCUUGAGGGAACCAAGGUAGACUCCCCGGUCGAGACAGCAGCUCCGAAAACACCCGAGAUUCCUCUUCUGGUAGUCGACAAGACUGACCGUCGGCCUGCAUAUGGAGAUGACUUUGGCGCCGGCGCUACGACCGCCCAAAAGGCUGCGCAUGACAUGAGAGCCGCGGAUACCUUGCCAGACCAGCUCAAUAUCGUGCCCGAGUCCCAUACGGAGCCAGAGUCUGAUGAUGGCGAAGCUGCUCCAUUGUUUCGCCAUGAGUCUUUCCAAGCGGAUCAUGAUCCUCAAAUCGCUCCCGCUAUAAUCAUCGACGAUGAGUCUGCGCCAUCAUCGACAGACCAGACUAGUGCCGGAGAGGCCAUAGAUACACCUUCGGAGCCUGACGACAGUGACGAGUUGCAUCUAGCGCCCUUACUUAGCCACGAGACGGGCUUCGAGAAUGGCGGAGCGGGGCUGAGCGACGGUCCGCAUUUUUCCCAUGGAACUGACAACGACGAUGACGAUGACGAUGAUUUCGGUGGAGCUCCUCUCCUUCCUCACGAGACUGCCUUCCAUGAUGAGGGCAGAAUUCCAACCGAAUCUGAAAAUGACGAGGACGAGCUCGACAGGUAUCCGUUGCUAUCACACGAAAGUGGCUUCUCGGAUUAUAGGGGAAGCGAGAUCGUUACUAAGAGUGAUAACUCGGGAAUCUCGGAGCCAUGUCACUACGGGGCCUACGAGGACGACGAGGAUGACUACGCUGAGAAUGAAGAGGGCGAUGCACCUCUCCUCCCCCAUGAACGCGAAGCAUCUGCUGUCAGUAGCACUGGGUCUGUCUUUUCAGAGGACGAUACCCCCUUUUCUCUGGACAAGCAACCGACUUUUGGUUACGAGACGGACAACGCGAGAGAACUGUUCGGCGGAGCUGGCCGACACGACUUCUUUAGAGGGCGAACAGGAAGCAAUCUUCCCCACAGGCUACCACAGUCAGAUGCGGAAGAUCAUGACCUGAACGAUCCGUCGUUGGAACGAUUUCCCACUAGCCGUCAAUCAAUCUUGGAACGUGUAGCGACAAUUGGCAUGCAUCUUCCCGAAGAUGAAUCCAUGCACGAGCGGCCACAUUCUCCCCAGCCAUCUGUUCUAUCUCAAGCGUGCUCCUCUGUCGAUCUUGUACCUGUCAAAUCGUACACCUCGCUAGCUUCUGUACCUGAAGACGAAUUCAGCGACGAAGAGGAGGACCACCAUGAUUUAGACAGUAUGCCAUCGCCCGUGUACAUCAGUCACAAUACUACCCGCAUGUCCAGUCCGCCCGCCAGAUUCGUGCGUGACCCAUACGCAACCCCACUGCCUGAUGAGAGCAAGCAACUUGGGUACGCUGUCGACACCAAACACGACGAGUCGAGUAAUCAUACCCACGAGUCCAGCGAAGCGGAAAGUGUGGAUAAGCAUGAUGGUGCAAAAGACGUCUCUCGGGCUUCCGAUGCUCUGCGAGAUGCCAUCACCACAUCUAUCAACACCGAGAAACCUGCCAUGGAUCAAGUUACGUCUGAGCCCAAGGCUACCGCCUCAGGUGCGCACCCUGUAGCUGGUCCGGAUUCUGACCUCCGGCAGCGCAGAGUACUAGUUGAAGACUCUUCAGAGACAUCAGAAGAUGCGACAAGCGCAGUGGUAGAUGGUGUCAGUAUCAAAGACAAGAUUGUCGAGGCAGCGAAGCCUGCACUUGCACAGCGACCGAAUCAUCACAACGAGAACUUUCUUCAGCAUUUCUUCCGAGUCAUGUUUGGGCCCGUCGGUCACCUCAUGACUGCUUGUUUUGGCGAUCGGAAGCGAGCUAGGUGA
Alternaria incomplexa is the source of this 2298-nucleotide messenger RNA. RefSeq lists its product as uncharacterized. The transcript is spliced from 2 exons. The record is from RefSeq and is a predicted model, not a curated record. Lineage: Eukaryota; Fungi; Ascomycota; Dothideomycetes; Pleosporales; Pleosporaceae. Bases 1 to 2298 code for a protein of 765 amino acids.